UCCAGAGCCGAGGCUUCGUCGGGGGGAGGGGGUGGAGGGGGGGGACUCGCUUCAGCACCUGGACAGCUCCUUACGCAGGGUUCCCCGCUGCGCUCGCCGGGGAUACCCCCCCUCCCCCCCUCCCCUCCCCCUCGACCGGGACCUGGAUGCGGAGGAGAUCGCACUGCACUCGUCAUUUGAUCGCGCUGGCAACACGAACCAUCCUGAUAUGGUGUCGCCGGCUGACGAUGCUCCCUGCGCCUGAGCCUCAGCUCCUCUCUGGUGUGGCACCGAGGCGCAGGUGGGAGCAGGCGGUGCUGCUGCUGCUCGUCCAAUGCAAAAGUGCCGCUGAGGGAAGCUGCAGCCUACACACACACACGCCGCGAGUCUGCCGCCGAGGGACACGUCGCCGUCGGCGAGGGGGCAGCGGGAGGCGCAGGGACCCGCCGACAAUGUAAAUCUCUCGCAGGUUCGACAUGAGAGCAGCGUCUAUCAGCUGAAAAGGUGAACUGCGGCGCUCAAACAGGCGAAACUGAGUGGGAACCUUGUAACAGCAACUGCAUCACUCAUCUGUUCAUCGUCCGGCAUCAUGGCUAAUGCUGAGGGAGUGGAGCAGGCAGGUCUGUCAGACUUGGAGAUCAUCUCCCAGCCAGUGGAGGACGAGAACCAGUGCUUGGCUCCUCCGGUGCAGCUGGUGAGUUUUGGCUACAGAGAUCUGCCCCUCGCGGCUCUGGACCUCUCGCUGGCCGGCUCACAGCUCCUCUCCAACGCAGACGAGGACGAAAUCAGAGAUGGGUCCAACUGGCUGAAGCCGUGCUGCGGCCGCCGCGUCGCCCUGUGGCAGGUCUGUCUGCUCAGCGCUGGCUUCAACUGUAUCCUGGUGGCCUGUGUCAUCCUGGUGGUGCUCUUCCUGUCUUUGGAGCUGCUCAUAGACACCAAACUCCUACAAUUCUCCAAUGCUUUCCAAUUUGCCAGCAUCAUCCACUGGAUCAGCCUUAUCAUCCUGUCACUCUUCUUUUCCGAGACUGUCUUCAGAAUCGUUGUGCUCGGCAUCUGGGACUACAUUGAAAACAAAGUUGAGGUGUUUGAUGGUGCUGUCAUCGUGCUGUCGCUGGCCCCCAUGGUGGCCUCCACGGUGGCCAAUGGGCCCAGCAGCCCCUGGGACGCCAUCAGCCUCAUCAUCACCCUGCGCAUCUGGAGGGUCAAGAGGAUCAUUGACGCUUAUGUGCUACAAGUCAAAGUUGAGAUGGAGCUGGAGAUCCAGCAGUGUGAGAAGACCAAGGCUGUGAGAGAGGAGCAGCUGGAGCGUCUCACUCAGAUCUGCCAGGAACAGGCUUUUGAGAUCCGGCAGCUCAGGGCCCACCUGGCCCAGCAGGACCUGGACCUUGCAGCAGAACGUGAAGCAGCCAUGCAAAUCCACCACGUAUGGGGCAAACAGGGCCGGAGUUUUCAUGUUGUCGAAGGCUUGACUCCUGGGGAGUCUGAUGAUGAGGGCGGCCAGAGAAACCCCAGGGAGCCCACUACCACUGCAGAUCCAGUCGGGCAGGAUGACAUGAACAACUACAUCAGCCAAUACUACAGUGAAGCAAGCAGUGAUGCUGGGGCCUCUGGCUUGGGCACGCGUGUCAUCACCAUGGCAGCCAUCGACGUUCACCUCCCCACCAAUACAAAUCCUAUUCAGUCAAACACGAUGCUCGCUCUGGAGCGGAUGGGCAGCGCUGUAAGUGACGCCUCCGCCAGCAUGUUACAGUCCAGUGGCAGCCUGACGGUGCGGCCUCACAGCCUGAGUAGCCACACCCCGGCUUCAUCUAUGACAGACUGCAGCAGCAGCAGCACGGCUCAGGACCUCAGUCUGAGCUACAGCUCUCAUCGCUGUUGCCCUCCUUCCUUCUCAGGCCAAGACCCCAGGGGCCCCAGCAUGGUGGUGCAGGAACUACUCUCCUCCCUCUCCGAGGACCCCUGCCUUGCCCAAAAGGGCCUGGCGGUGGACCCCGUCAACCUUAAGCUUCCCAGCCCUACAGGCUCAGAAAAGGCCAGCCCUGAGCUGGACAACAGAAUAAACAUCUUCAAUCGCAGGAACCAAGAGGAGAGGCGGGGCCGCGGAAGGGGUCGUGUGCUUCUGCAGACCAGGCCACUGAUCCACCUGCAGGGCGGCACCACUGAGCCGUCCCUGGAGGAGAAGUACCGGCUCCUGGGACCAGCUGACACACCGCUGGGGCACAUGCCUGAUACAUAAACAAUACAACAAUACAUUUACACAGAAACAGGAUGGGUUUUUAUUCCCCUUUUAACCGCCACCGUGUUUGGCACACGUCUGAAUUCCUGUGGCAGGUUAGACCUCAUGAGAGGAACCCCAUAAUAUUUUUGAAACGUUUCUGUUGCUCUGUAAAUCCAAUCUUAGCCCAUCCAGAGCAAGCUCGAGCCUUUGAUUCUAGCUGACACUGAUGCUCCUUCCCUUGACGCGUUCAGAACACUAUAUAGCAGAAAAGACAAUAAGAACUCUUAAGGCCCUUUGCCAUACCUCCCCUGCUCCUUCGUGAUGGAUUUUUAAAAUCAGAAAUGCCCUGAAAUAGCACAACAACAAUAUCAACAAUAACAUCCCAUAACGGGAAGUCUGAUGUUUUCUUGGACACAUUUUCUCAUCAGGAAUUCUCACUUUGACUAGGUCCUGAAUGCACUGAACUCAACAUGAAUUAAACCAGCAAGGGGCCAUUCAAGCCUAUACUGAACAAAACUUAAAUGCUGAACAAACCAAGACACCGUUCUCUGCAGUGAGUGUUUUUUCUUUUCUUCUUGCUAUUCUGUUUCUUUUUUAUUUGUGUCAUCAAUUUUAAACAUUCAUUGUGGUGUCUUUGUUCAAACAGUCACAGGGUACUUAAGACUGGCUGAAAUAUUAAAACAACCAAUUCUUUUCUUUUUUUUCACCUUUUGGUUUGUUCGGUCACUGUCGUUCGUUUGGAUCAUCGAACUUUACUGAACAGAAUUUUUUGUUUUAGUGGGGUUUAUUCGUGUGGAUGGAAUGACUAAAUUGACUGGAUUCUUCAAAUAAAAACUAGACUGGAGUGCUUGUAGCAUGAACCUUUAAAAAGAUAUGUGCCCUCAAUGGCAAGCAAAUUCUUUGCACUUUAAUGUUUACAGACACUUUUGUAAACUUGAUAUGGACGACAGGAUUGCCAAAUGCAGGUGUUGUCAUUUGAUUGAAAAUAGCGAAAAUAAAAGUUAGUAUUUCCUUAA
Molecule: messenger RNA, 3213 nt
Organism: Scophthalmus maximus (turbot)
Lineage: Eukaryota; Metazoa; Chordata; Actinopteri; Pleuronectiformes; Scophthalmidae
Product: transmembrane protein 266-like
Exons: 11
Coding region: 569-2215 (548 amino acids)
Cellular component (GO): plasma membrane
Molecular function (GO): voltage-gated channel activity
Source: RefSeq, a predicted model, not a curated record